Molecule: messenger RNA, 4089 nt
Organism: Nerophis ophidion (straightnose pipefish)
Lineage: Eukaryota; Metazoa; Chordata; Actinopteri; Syngnathiformes; Syngnathidae
Gene: iqub
Product: IQ motif and ubiquitin domain containing
Exons: 22
Coding region: 1196-3766 (856 amino acids)
Biological process (GO): cilium assembly
Cellular component (GO): motile cilium; acrosomal vesicle
Molecular function (GO): protein binding
Source: RefSeq, a predicted model, not a curated record
UGAUCGGUUGAGCCGGAAGUGGAUGACGGGGGAGUAAAAUGGUUUAGUGCGGAGGUCGUGCAGGUGCGUGACGAUGACUUACCGCACAUUUCCUGCCCAGGUAGCCGAACAAGCAGUCGUUCUCCUGCGGGGUUAGCAGCAUGGAGCCCGCGUUAGCGGCCCUGCGGGGCAGCGGGUGGCUGUUCAUGACUCGACGACGAGCGAACCCUGCUAACGGUGUUUAUUUACGCCACAUCCAGGCGGGCGGCGGACGCGGUGGCCUCCAGCCCGAUCAUUUGCGCCGACUGCAGGGGCUGGAGGGCGGCCAAGGACCGGGCGUGCCCCGGGACUGCACCUGCUUCCAAAACAAACUUAUAUUCCUCUCUUCGGCGUCAAAUCACGCAAAUUAUCCCCCCCAAUGUACGCGUCUUGAGUGGAACAAACGCACAAGUUCGAUCGUAAAAAGUCGAGCGGCCGCAGCAGCGAUGCGUCCAUCCAACAUGGCAACUACAUGGACGAUACCACCAGGCCGACAACACAAGGGGGGGUUCAACUAGGUCCUAACACGUCCACUUCCGCUGCGGCGACCAAUAAGAUCUCGGCGAACCCCCAAAACCCUUAGGAAUAAAUAUGAGGAAUUAUAAUAUCCUCAGUAAAAAGCGCCAUUAUUAAGUGCAGUUUUAAACGUCGAAAGUGGUUUGGUCCGAAGAACGCAGCUCUGCAGAGGCAAAGGGAGGGGCGGGGUCAGCGUGACGUCACAAGCCGAGACCAGAUGGCGGACGCGGAGACGUAAACAAGAACCCCAAGAAGUCCUGAAAUAUUAAUAACGUUUUGUUGGCCGCGUGUUGACACAAUUGACCGAAAGCUUUUAUUGGCCAAAACUGUGGCUGAAAAAUACGGAGAGAGAAAGAACAUUCGGGAAAUGUCCAUAUUUGGAUAUAAAUAGCAAGCAUGCACCCAAAACAUACUGAACAUAUUUAAUCGGAAUAAAUAAUGAACAUAUAAUACUUUUAAAACAUAUUUAUCAUUCCUAUUCGUCACUACACUCAAUCUAGUAAUCACCCAUACUUUUAGUUAACGGCGGCGUAUAUCAAAGGGGGGGAGGGGCUUGCUCCCUCGUUGCCAUGGCAACGUGUAAACUGAAGCCCUCCGUGUUGCUAACGAACGCAGCCGCCUCUCGGCUCGUCGGUCAAAAAAUUGCAGUGAGGAAAGAAUCAUGUCGGAGGAAGAGCAGGAGGGCAACACCUCACAGGAGGACCGAGGGGGUCUGGACGAGGAGCGGCAGGUGGGCAGGUCUAGUCCAGACGAGCAGCAGACUGAGGCCACGACUGAACGAUCUGAGAACGAUGAAGAAAAUGUGGAAAAUGCAUCAGCUGUAGAGGAUCAGCAGACGGAGGCUACGACUGAACAAUCGGAAAAUGAUGAAGAAAAUGCAGCAGCUGCAGCAGAAGAGCAGCAGUCCAAUAAUGAGGGGGAACAGGUGAAAAAGUCAGCUGCUACAGAAGAUCAGCGGACUGAGGCUACGACUGAACAAUCGGAAAACGAUGACGAAAAGUCAGCAGCUACAGAAGAUCAGCAGACUGAGGCUACGACUGAACAAUCGGAAAACGAUGGAGAAAAGUCAGCAGCUACAGAAGAUCAGCAGACUGAGGCUACGACUGAACAAUCGGAAAACGAUGGAGAAAAGUCAGAAGCUGCAGAAGAACUGCAGGCUGAUGGAUCCAACAAUGAGAGGGAACAGGUGGAAAAGUCAGCAGCUGCAGAAGAACCGCAGACUGGACAAACCAACAACGAUGAGGGAAAUGGGAAAACAUCUGCAGAUGAGCAGCAGGCUGACGCUCCGACUGAACAAGUGGAGAAGCCAAAAGCUUCGGACGAGCAGCAGGCCGGUCAGUCCAACAAUGAGGGAGAAAUUGGAGGCCCUGCAGUUGAGCAGCAGCAGUCUGACGCUCCCACCGAGCAGGCCAACAAGGAUGAAGGCAACGUGGGACAGUCUACAGCACCAGGCACAAUGGCGGAGGACGAGAAGAGCGUAGCAGAGGUCAGCGACUUGCCUCCCGGCGCCGUCACCGUGGCAGAGCAGGAAGACACGCCCCACGUCACCGAUGCCAACCUGCAGACUGAUGAUGGCGCUGUCCACAAGGUGCCGGUGGAGAUCGAGCGUGCCUGCCAGGAAAAAGACUUCCUGGGCGGCUACAGGCACAAGUUGCUGGGCACAGAAUACCACCAUGCCGCGGCCCAGACUCGACCCAGGAGGAGGCCCGACCGAGGGGUGGUCGUGUUCAGCCGUGACAUGCAGACUGUGGACCUGAUCUCCGAGCCCCAGCAGUGCCCGUCCAGCGUCACCACGCAGAUGACCAGUGUCGGCUGUUACAUCUCCAACCUCACGGACAAGCUGCUCAGCCCGAGAGGUUACAUCACGGCCGACGAAUACCACUCCACCCGACUGAACGCCGUGAUACGACUGCAGGCGCACAUUCGCCGCUGGCUCAGCACCCGGGCGGUGGAACGUCUGAGGAGACAGCGCGACCGGCGGCUGGCCUGGAUGGACCUCCAGGAGAGGAGGAGGCGGGAGGAGAGGGAGGAGCAGAUGCAGGACAGCCGCAACCGCUGGAGCCAGCCGCAGAAGAGGGAGGACCUCAACCUGCUGUACCACGCCCUGGAGAAGUGGAGGAGUGACAAGGAGCACCAGAUCAACACCACUCUGCGAGGCUCCGAGAGGAAGGCCGCCCUCUGUUCGCUGUUGGAGCAGGAGACGCAGUACAUCGCCACCAUCGGGCGCCACGGCAUCGCCAUCAGGAGCAACAACUACAACAAAGCUGUCAGGAAGUUCCUGGACAAGUCGUCCACGCCUCAUCAGUGGCGAGCGGCAGACGGCCGCCUGAUCGAGAUGGACACUCCUGACACCAUCAGGGCCCGAGAGCUGGGAGAUCUUUACGACUGUGUGGCCAUGUCGCCCAUCAGCCAGGAGCAGAGGCUGGACAUCCUGCUAUGCCUCAAGCAGACUGUGGAGGAGCACCCGUGUCAGCUGACACGAGACAUCGUGGAAUUGCUGCACCGGGAGGAAGACCUGAUGAGACGUCAGGUCAAGUCGACCAACCUGGAGGGUCUGAGGAAGAGACUUUCCACACUCUUCCUCCAGUUCAUCAGGACCCCGGGAUUCAACCCUGAAGUGGCCAAGCACCUGAAAGUGCCUAAGAGCCCCUCCAUGCUGAAAAACGACGUCUUCCUCUGCCACGGCUGCCAGCGCUACCUGUGCUCCUCCCAGUUCCGCUCGUGCGCCAAAGCCCACCUGGGCCGGCGCUGUCUGGACUGCACCAGACUGAGAAACAUCGCCGGGAGCCGUGACGACUUCUCCUGCUACAAGAACAUGCUGAAGAGACUGCGGGACAACGAGCUGGUCCUCAACAAGGACAACACCAUCCCCUUCCUCCUGCAGGUGGAGGACCUGCAGUACCUGGUGGAGGUGAUCUGGGGCGCCCGCUCGGCCCUCAGCGCCUGCAGCGACCCCUACAGCUUGGCGCUGGUCCGGUGGGAACGCCACAAGGACUGGAGCCCCUGGAACUGCCUCCUGCUCAGCAAGGAGGAGGUGGCCGCUCACCUGCAGGUGGAGGACGUGCACAAGGUGUACGACGCACCUGUCAUCCACAGCGUGGAACACAAGCACCUGCUGGCUCGCCGCCAGUACAACCAGAUCCCCACCAUGGUGACGCAGGCGCCCAAAGCCACCAUCGCCAAGUACGGCAAGUUGUUUGCGUCGGGGCGCAUUAAAGGGAAGACCAACUGACAGCCCCGCCGUGAGUCCUUGACCACAUACAUGAUCUUCUCACCGCUAAGUCUAUGGCUACUUUUUCAAAAAAUGUGCGGCCAGCUCGAAGUAUAUUUCAUUUUGAGCCCCCCCUCAGUUACAACUUCUUUCACACUUUUUUAAAUCAACUUGCAUAUAUCUAGUGCUUACUUUGUACGAAAACAAAUUACCGAGCAAGAAAGUGUGCAAUUAUUUAUUUUUGUAGUACAAAAUAACACAUUUAAAAUAAAUAAAGCUGGAUAUCUUCACUGAGCAGGAUUCACUUAUUAUUGUGUGAACGCUCCAAAGCCUUCACACAUAUG